ACUGCAGCGCAAGCGAAAUCGCCGAAGGAAAGGAGACCCCGAGACGAGCAAGGCGGCGAGGGAGGGCAAAGACCACGUACCAGCGCGCACGCACAAUGUCGGGAGCACAGGGCGCGCACCCGGUCGGCCAGACGACGCCGACGACGUACGAGUCGGUGGGCGGCGGGGAGAACCGCACGCGCACGGACCUGCGGUCGCGGGAGGACCAGGGCGCCAUCCAGAUCGAGAAGGUGCAGGACAAGGUCGACGAUGCCGCGGGGCGUGGGGUAGACCACAGCACCUUCGGCGCCAACAAGGAGGGCCGCGACGACAAGGCCGAUGCCGGGGCAACCGGCACCGGCACAGGCGCGUGAUUUUGUGCCCUUCCGCAGUGUACCUGAUCGUGUGUGUACGAUAGCUUUGUGUCCGCUGCUUGGCUGCUCUGUAUCCGCGCGCGUGGAGUGUGUGAAACCUUUCUGUAAAAAAUGCACAUGUUAGAUUGAAAUAAAACAAGGACCGACUGGUCUGAAUCCCACUUGGUACUCCCCCAAUUGGGAAAAUAA
Messenger RNA from Zea mays, 542 nucleotides. RefSeq names its product seed maturation protein PM41. The record is from RefSeq and is marked validated. Bases 96 to 353 code for a protein of 85 amino acids. The transcript has a single exon. Lineage: Eukaryota; Viridiplantae; Streptophyta; Magnoliopsida; Poales; Poaceae.